This is a messenger RNA of Corythoichthys intestinalis (scribbled pipefish), 1771 nucleotides long. It is a transcript of the gene mapkapk3, whose product is annotated as MAPK activated protein kinase 3. The record is from RefSeq and is a predicted model, not a curated record. The transcript is spliced from 10 exons. Gene Ontology annotation, molecular function: calcium-dependent protein serine/threonine kinase activity; calcium/calmodulin-dependent protein kinase activity; mitogen-activated protein kinase binding. Gene Ontology annotation, cellular component: nucleus; cytoplasm. NCBI's taxonomy places the organism in Eukaryota, Metazoa, Chordata, Actinopteri, Syngnathiformes, Syngnathidae. The coding region runs from base 306 to 1538 and encodes 410 amino acids. Gene Ontology annotation, biological process: peptidyl-serine phosphorylation; protein autophosphorylation; response to cytokine.
CAUGCGAACACGAGCUGAAUUCAUGUCAAGCUCUUGCUGGAGUCACUGCCUUGAUGUCUUAACACACCUGCUGGAAUGUUUGGAUUCUUUUAGGAAGCAAACGAAUUAGUCCUGAAACUGUUCAGUUUCUUUAUCCUUGGGGUUGAAAAGAGCUUUUUUUCGGGGAAUGAGUGAGUAGCUAAGUUUUUGGAUCGGUGUCCAGAUCAACCGUGCGCGUCGUCUUGACGCAUUUACUGGACAACGGUCGUGUCAGCGCGUCUUCCGGUGAAUCACUCCCGCUUCCCGGGUGGACAACGAGCCCGAUCAUGCUGCAGGAUUGCAAUGGGAAGGAAAACCCGCUACGAGCGCCGAUCGCCGAAGCCGAACACUCGCCGACCGAGGACGCUACACUACAGCCACCGCCGCCCCGGCCUCCUCAAGCAGCCGCUGCCUCGGCCACCGAACAGACGCAUUUUCCUUUGCCCGGAAAUACCAAACUGGACAUCAAAAGACACGCAGUGACGCAAGAUUAUAAAAUAUCCAGUCAGGUACUGGGUUUGGGGAUCAAUGGCAAAGUUCUACAGUGUUUCAACAAGAAGACUGGACAGAAGUGUGCGCUCAAGAUCCUCUAUGACAGCCCCAAGGCAAGGCGGGAGGUGGAGCUUCAUUGGACAGUGUCUGGAGGACCGCAUAUUGUUGGAAUCCUGAGCCUGUAUGAAAACAUGUAUCAUGGGAAGAAGUGCCUCCUUAUCAUCAUGGAGUGUAUGGAGGGGGGAGAACUGUUCAGCCGCAUCCAAGCCAGAGGAGACCAGGCUUUUACAGAGAAAGAGGCGUCUGGGAUUAUGAGGGACAUUGGAACGGCCAUUGAGUUUCUGCAUAGUAUUAACAUAGCACACAGAGAUAUCAAGCCUGAGAAUCUACUGUACACCUCAAAGCACAGUAAUGGGGUUCUGAAACUAACGGACUUUGGCUUUGCAAAAGAGACCACACAACACAACCCACUUCAGACCCCCUGCUACACACCAUACUAUGUGGCACCGGAGGUUUUAGGUCCUGAGAAAUAUGACAAGUCAUGUGACAUGUGGUCCUUAGGUGUCAUCAUGUACAUCCUGUUGUGCGGGUUCCCUCCCUUUUAUUCCAACACGGGUCAAGCCAUUUCACCAGGGAUGAAGAGGAGAAUCAGGAUGGGUCAGUAUGAAUUCCCCAACCCAGAGUGGGCUGAUGUUUCACAGGAAGGGAAAAGUUUGAUUCACCAGUUGCUGAAGACAGACCCCAAUGAAAGAAUGACGAUCAGUCAGUUUAUGAACCACCCCUGGAUCAGUCAAUCCAUGGUAGUCCCCUCUACUCCGCUACACACUACUCGAGUGUUGACUGAGGACAGGGAGAUGUGGGAAGACGUGAAGGAGGAGAUGACCAGCGCUUUGGCAACCAUGCGUGUCGACUAUGACCAGGUGAAAAUUAAGGACCUGGACACGUCCAGCAACCCCCUCCUCAACAAGAGACGCAAGAAAGCUGCUGCAGGAGCCAAGGGAAACUCCACAGUCUGCCAAAGUCAGUGAGAGUGAAGGCUCACUCUCACAAUGAAGGGCAAAGACUGAUUUGGCACUCUUUUAAUAUACGUAUAUGAAGAUAUUUUGAUAAAAGACAACACGAGAUUAUGAACACAGUAGGACAUAAAGUCUUGACUGUAACUUUUUUCUGCCAAAGUGUUUGUUAAGUGUUUUAUGAAAUUUUAAGAAUCUGUGCCUUUGUUUGAUUGUCAUUUCAAAAUAUGACUACUCUGUUUCAUGUU